Messenger RNA from Cucurbita pepo subsp. pepo (vegetable marrow), 983 nucleotides. Its product is annotated as ethylene-responsive transcription factor 3-like. NCBI's taxonomy places the organism in Eukaryota, Viridiplantae, Streptophyta, Magnoliopsida, Cucurbitales, Cucurbitaceae. The record is from RefSeq and is a predicted model, not a curated record. Gene Ontology annotation, molecular function: DNA-binding transcription factor activity; DNA binding. Gene Ontology annotation, biological process: regulation of DNA-templated transcription.
UGAGAAGGUGGAGCUGGUGGCAUCCAGUUUUUCCUCCUCACGGACCUGACCCUUUCUCUCUCUCUCUCUCUCUCUCUCCUCCGAACAAACAUUGAAUUGGGGUCUGCCAUUUCUGCAAUCCCACAACUAAGAAUCUCUCUCUCUCUCUCUCUCCCUCUCUCUCCGCCUUCAUCUAUCAAUCAAUCAAUCCGCCGCCGUGAUCUUCCGUUUUGACGACCAAUCGUAGUAGUGAUGAGAAGAGGGAGAGGGGCGGCGACGGCAACGGCUGCGGCGCGUGAGGCAGCACCUCCCGGAUCCGAGAGGAGAUACAGAGGAGUUCGAAAGAGGCCAUGGGGUAGAUUCGCAGCGGAGAUCAGAGACCCUUGGAAGAAGACCAGAGUAUGGCUAGGAACCUUCGAUUCCGCCGAGGACGCCGCUCGUGCUUACGACAACGCCGCUAUAACCCUCCGUGGACCUAAAGCUAAAACCAACUUCCCUCUUGCUAAUCCAAUCUCGUUUUUCGAUUACCCUCCUUAUCCUCACCCUCACCCGCACCCUCAUCCCCUCAACGCUCCAGAUCCUUUCCUCGACCCUCGAUUUCAGAUUAAUAACCCUCACAGACCUACUUCCAGCAGUUUGAGCUCUACCGUUGAAUCCUUCAGUGGGCCCCACCCUCCUUCUGCUGCUGCUCCUACUACUACAACCGCUUCUCCCUCUCGUCGCUACCCACGCACGCCGCCUCUCCUCCCUGAGGAUUGUCAUAGCGACUGCGAUUCUUCCUCCUCCGUCAUCGACGACGGAGACGACAUCGCCUCCUCCUCCAUGAUCCCUCGGAAACCUCCUCUGCCCUUCGAUCUGAACAUUCCACCCUCCGAACUUCUUGAUUUGGCCGCCGAUGAUCUUGGAUGUACCGCCUUGUGCCUCUAAUCACCGGCAGCCGAUUCUGGUGGCGAUGAUGAUGAUGAUGCCCAUCAAUAAUUCAAUAUUUUAUUAUUGUUGUUAUU